Suillus plorans is the source of this 534-nucleotide messenger RNA. RefSeq lists its product as uncharacterized. Lineage: Eukaryota; Fungi; Basidiomycota; Agaricomycetes; Boletales; Suillaceae. Bases 1 to 534 code for a protein of 177 amino acids. The record is from RefSeq and is a predicted model, not a curated record. The transcript is spliced from 3 exons.
AUGACAGGAAAAUUCGUUCAAAGAUCACGGUUUAGAUUUCACCCUGCUUCAGUUAGACAAGCUGGUGUUGUGUCUUGGACCCCUCCACACGCCGUAUCAAAUACUAUUCUUGAUGUAGCUUUCGUGCAAGAAAAACCUCCCAUCGCGAUGAAUCUAGUGCAUCCAAGACCGGUCGCAUGUAGGACAGUGAUGCAGGCCAUUGCGGACGCCCUAGUCGAGCGUAAAGUAACAAGUUACCCGCUACCACUUGUGCCGUUCUCGAAGUGGCUCGAAAAGCUCGAAUCAAAUGCCAAGGACUUGAGCAAAGAGCGCAUCCUUGCCAUCAAGCUUCUCAACUCCAUGCGUCCAAUCGCUCAAUCAGACAUCGUGACCAGGGCAUCUGGAGAGAUGGGCGUCGAAGUGGCUGGCAUGGCUUUAUGCGUCACCGCCGUAGCCGAGCGUGUCAGUCCAACGAUGAGGGAGCUGAAAUCGCUGUCUUCAGCAGACGUGGGGCAAUGGGUGGAUUAUUGGAUGUCGGCGGGAAUGUUUCAGUGA